Aureobasidium vineae is the source of this 4488-nucleotide messenger RNA. NCBI's taxonomy places the organism in Eukaryota, Fungi, Ascomycota, Dothideomycetes, Dothideales, Saccotheciaceae. The record is from the annotation of a GenBank genome assembly.
AUGGCCCGUCAAGCUGCCAUCCUGGGGUUUUUGGCCCCGGCACUCAUCCUUGCAGCUCCCUUGAACUCCAAGGACAAAAGAGAUGAGAACGUCGACCUUACCGCCAGAGGUGAGGGCUUCGAAGCCCUCGUCGACAAGCGUGAGCCUUUGGAAAUCUCCGCUGGCAUCACGGCCUCAAUCAACGUCUCUCCCAUCAAGGUUUCCUCGAUCAAACCGAUUACGACUUUCUCCAUUCCCAAGGCUUCUUCGAUCAAGAAGUCCUCCAGUAGCACCAAGGCGCCUACCACCAGCUCGAAGAAGACAUCCAGCAGUGCUUCGAAGAAGACGUCCAGCAGCAGCUCGCAAAAGUCCUCUAGCAGCAGUUCAAAGAAGACAUCGAGCAGUGUCAAGGCGUCCAGCGUCAGUCAGAGCAGAGCACUCACUGUCAUGUUGCCUGUUUCUACCAAGCAGCUCACCCUUUCGAGCAUCUUGAAGUUGACCACUCUGCCCAAGACUGCUUCUUCAUCUCCAAGCAGCAUCAAGAAAUCGACUGUUACUGUCAGCCCCGUCGCAUCGAGCAAGAAGUCUUCUUCCUCAUCAGCCAAGUCUUCUUCCUCGUCGGCCAAGUCUUCUUCCUCGUCGGCCAAGUCCUCUUCCUCAUCGGCCAAGUCCUCUUCUUCGUCACAGAAGCUAAGCUCCACAAGCAGCGCUAAGGUCUCUACCAAGUCCAGCAGCUCCUUCAAGCUUCCCAUCUCGAUCCCUGUCUCGGUUCCUACUUCCAAGAGCUCGAGCAAGCCUGCUGUCAGUAGCUCCGAAGCUUCCUCGAAGUCUAGCAGUUCCAUCAAGUCUUCGAGCUCCGUCAAGCCCUCAAGCAGCUCCGCCAAGUCAUCGAGCAGCUCUGUUAAAUCUUCGAGCUCUGUCAAGUCCUCAAGCAGCUCUGUCAAGUCCUCAAGCAGCUCUAUCAAUUCAUCGAGCCCUUCGAGCUCUAUCAAGUCCUCGAGCUCGGUCAAGCCCUCAAGCAGCUCUGUCUCUCGUGGUGUCAGCUCCGCUUCCUCCGUCACUAGUGGCGUCAAGCAGGGCUCUACCUCAAGCAAGACUGGUCAGACUUUUGCCUUCAGCACGGUCUUGCCAUCAAACAUCAUCAAGACUAGCAGCUCUAGCAGCAAGUCGAUGACCGUUGUUACCAGCAAUGGCCAGGUUACCAUCAUCUCGAUCAAGCCUACUCCUGCUUCCAGCUCGAGCCGCGGUAGUUCGUCUUCCGCUAUCAAGCCUUCAGGUAUCAGUACCGCAUCUACCACUGGACCUCUCGAGUCGGCUGUUUCUUCGAUCUUCAGUAAGGCAUCGAGCAUAGUAUCCUCGGUCGUCUCGAAGGCUACUAGCGUAGUCGGCGGAGAAGUUUCCAGUGCUAUCUCUCAAGGGUCUACGAUUGGUUCCAAGGUUACUUCAACCAUCGCUGGCGAUGCUUCCACCGUCAGAUCGAUUGUCUCGCAGGUUACCUCUGUUGUUGGUGGUGAUGCGUCCACAAUCAGAUCCCAGGCCUCAUCCCUCGGUUCGCAGGUGACAUCCGUGGCCGUCGGCGAUGCUUCCACCAUCAGAUCCCAGAUCUCAUCGAUUGCUUCUCAAGCUGUUUCUGCAGGUGCUGGUGACGCUUCUGCCAUCGGAUCUCAGGUUUCAUCUGCCGUUUCGCAGGCUACUUCUGCAAUUGGCGGUGAUAUUUCCACUGCCAGAUCUCAAGCAUCGAGCGCUAUCUCUCAGGCAACUUCUGUUGUUGUUAGUGAUGCUUCGAGCGCCAUUUCUCGUGCAUCUUCCGCAGCCUCGCAAGCGACUUCUGCCGUAGUCAGCGGUGCCUCUAGCGUUCGUUCUCAGGUCUCAUCUGGCGUCUCGCAAGCGACAUCCGCGGUCUCGAGUGCUCAAUCAGUGGUCAGCUCGCAAGUUUCUUCCGCCGUCUCGAAGGCUAGCUCGCAAGUUUCCAGCGCCCAGUCAGUCAUCAGCUCGCAAGUCUCCUCAGCCGCUUCUCAGGCUAGCUCUGCGGUCACCAGUGCUCAGUCAGUUAUCAACUCGCAAGUCUCCUCGGCCGCUUCGCAGGCUAGCUCUGCGGUCACCAGUGCUCAGUCAGUUGUCAGCUCGCAGAGUCUCCUCGGCCGCCUCCAGCGCCCAUCAGUUGUCAGCUCGCAAGUUUCCUCGGCCGCUUCCCAGGCAUCUUCUGAAGUCUCGAGUGUGAGCUCGCAGGCUUCUUCGGUCGCUUCUCAAGCUAGCUCGGCAGUCUCAAGUAUCAGCUCAGAAGUAUCAUCAGCAGUAUCGAGUGUUAGCUCCCAAGCAUCAUCUGCGGCUUCUGAGAGCGCCUCCGCCUCUGUCUCUAUUUCUGCUGGUGUUAGCGCCUCGGCCGGAGCAUCGCAGACUUCUGUCUCUUCUUCGGAACUUCCUUCUUCGGUCGCUCAGAGCUCUGCUGCAGCCUCGACAGACAGCGAUGCCUCGCCCACUGCAGACAACAAUGCAGGCCUUCCUAUCUCCAGUGUCGCCAGUGAAAUAUUCUCUAUAGUCACCGACCUUCCCGGACCCACCGAUAUCUCCGCACCAAGUGGUAUCUCCUCAGUGGCCUCUAGCAUCGUCAGCGAGAUCGUUUCUGAAGCUACUGAUCUGCCCGAGCCCACUGACUUUCCCGUUGCUUCUGAGAUUUCCUCGAUCUCGAGCGCUUUCAGCGAGAUUGUUUCUCAGGUUACCGAUCUUCCCACUGUUCCGGGUUCAGCAAGCAGUAUCGUGAGCGAGAUCGUCUCUCAGGUCACUGACCUUCCUGGAGACAUCUCCAGUGCUGUAACUAGCAUUGUUGGAGACAUCACCUCGGAUCUUGCCAACUUUCCUACUCCUUCAAACAGCAUCAUCAGCGAGAUUGUUUCUCAGGCUACCGAUCUGCCAUCUGUACCAAGCAGUAUCGACGGUGAUGUACCUCAGAUCACGGAUGUCCCUGUGAUCAGCGACGCAUCCAGCGUGGUUUCAAGCAUUGUGGCCACUUUGACUUCCGACCUCUCUGCCGCCGCUUCCAGCAUCGCUAGCGACGUUUCCGAUAUCCCAUCCGCAGCAAGCAGCAUCGUCAGCGAUGUGGUGCCCGCCGAUCUUCCUCAAGUCACAAACCUCCCUGGCGAUGUUAGCAGCAUUGUUAACGCAAUCACUACCGACCUCUCUGCCGCAAGCAGUGUUAUCAAUGAUGCUGCUGCUCAGAUCACGGAUAUUCCUGUUGUUGACGAUUCGUCCAGCGUGCUUUCUAGCAUCGUGGCCACCGUGUCCUCCGACCUCUCUGCCGCAGUUUCAAGCAUUGCUAGCGAUAUUUCCGAUCUUCCUUCGGCCGCAGGCAGCAUCAUCAGCCAGAUUCUCCCUACCGACAUCUCUACGCCUACCGAUAUCUCUUCUGCUGUGGUCAGCGCCGUCAAUGGAGCUUCCAGCGAUCUUCCUCAGGUCACCGACGUUCCCGCCGCAGCAAGCAGUGUCAUUUCAGAUGCUGAGUCGGCCGCCACUUCCAUAAUUGACAACACUGGUGAUAUCGCCUCUUCUAUCAUCUCAUCGAUCGUUCCCACUAUCACCGUCGAUAUCUCAUCUGUCAUCUCAGACGCUGGAGCCGCCGCCACUACGCUCGUUGACAACACUGGUGACAUCGCCUCUUCUAUCAUCUCAUCGAUCGUUCCCACUGUCACCGUCGAUAUCUCACCUGUCAUUUCGGACGCUGGAGCCGCCGCCACUACGCUCGUUGACAAUACUAGUGAUAUCAUCUCAUCAGUCGUAUCGAUCGCUUCACCCGCCAUCAGCGACGCAGCCUCUGGCGCCAGUGCCAUCGCCAGCGACCUUGGAGCUGCCGCGUCGGACAUUGGUGGUGCUGUUAACACUGCCAUUAGCACUGUCAUCUCUUCUGACAUCCCUGCCGUCGAGACCGGAGUAAUUGAGCCCAUUGUUUCGGGAGUCUCACAGGCCGCCAGUGGAGCCGUCCCGAUUGCUACCAAUGUCGUUGACACGGGCGCCACUGCUGUUAGCCAGGUUGUGUCUGCAGCCACCUCCGUGAUCCCCACUAUUGUUACUGAUAUCGCCUCUGCCGCCUCGAACGCUGGAUCAGCCGCGUCUUCGGUGGCCUCUGUCGCCGGCUCGGCUGUGUCGAGCGUUCUGUCUGACACCGGAGCAGCCGCCACAUCCAUUGUCGGCGCAGCCGGUUCAGGUGUCAGCUCAGCAGUCGGAUCUGUCGCCACAGGAUUGGGCAACACCGUCUCCGACACCACCGAUACCGUUGGCAAUGUGCUUGGCGCAGUUGUUGGCAGCAACUCAAGCGCUUCGUCUUCCGCCGUUCCUACCACUCUGGUCACUAGAACUUCAUCUGCUUCGUCGACUUCUUCAGCCGGUUCUUCUACCUCCACCAAGGCUAGCUCUACUUCCUCCGCCGCGUCAAGUGGCUCCACUGGAUCUGGACUUCUCAGCGGCACUGCCAACAACCUCGGCAAUGCUCUUAGUGGUGGCAAGAGCAGCCCCUAA